GUGGACUGUGCCCAAGAACAUUUGGUCAAAAGCAGGAUUAAAGUCUGUUUCUUUGAGCCUGAAUAAGAUCUUCAGAUACCCUUCUACCUCUGUGUGUGCGAACAGACAUUUGCUCAGUGCUGAAAAUGACUGUAUCUCGUGUUUACUGCUUCGUUUCCUUAGGCAUUCUGGCCGUGAAUGAAGCAGUCGGUCACGGAGAUACCAGCCCUACCCUGAGUGCCUUGUGCUCACCAGAUGUGGGGCUGUACGGAGUCGCUGCAGAGUGUGCAGAGACAUACCAGCGAGAGUUGGCAGAAGUCGAAAGGAGAAAAGUGGCCACAGGAGGCAGUGGCAGUGAACGGGUGAAACACUGGGUGAGAGGAGGCUGUCAUCAUUAUCAUAACGUGAGGACCAGAGAGGGAGGAUGGGAUGAGCCGACAGAAUUUGUGCAGAAUGACACACAGCUGUCACGGGAGGAGAUGCAGAGCACUGUAUCUGGAGUCACGGCAGCAUACGAGCGAGAGCAGUUGUGGCUGGCCAAAGAGAACCUGCUGGUGAAGCUUCAGGCACGUUGUCGAGGCUGUCUUGUCUGUCAGGAAUUCAACUCCAGAAUGAGGUUUUUGAAGAAGCAAGUUCCAGCCAUCACUUGCAUGCAGUCCCAGUGGCGUGGCUAUAAACAGAGGAAGGCAUAUCAAAUCCGUUCGGAUUACUGACGAGCACACAAGGACCAAGAAGUGAAGAUUCAGUCACUGGCCAGGAUGUAUCAAGGCAGAAGGCGUUACAGAGAUCACCUGCAAUAUUUCAGAGACAACAUAAAUGACGUUAUAAAAACUCAAGCUUUUAUCCGAGGAAACAAAGCAGGAGAAGACUACAAAACCCUCAGUGAUCCUGCCCCAGCAGGGGGAUUGGACGAGGUGAUCUUUGGAGGUCCCUUCCAAUUCCUGACAUUCUGUGAUUCUGUGCAAAGUUGGUUCACGGUAGUACUUUUGCUGCUGGGAAAUAGGAGCGCUGAUCUUUGGGUUAAUGCUGAAAACCCACCUACGGCUGUGGUUGGGAAAUUGGUUCACUUGCUCGAUCGGACCCAGAUUUUCAGGAGGAGCUGGAGCUAAUGAAACUGUGUGAGGAAGCUGUGACCUUGAUCCGAUCUAAUCAACAGCUUGAAAAUGACCUCAAUCUCAUGGACCUCAAGAUUGGACUGCUAGUGAAGAACAGAAUGACACUGCAGAAAGAGAACUGCAGCAGAAACAUCAAGGCUUCAAGUGUUUUAAAAACAAAGCACCAGAAAAAAACCCACUCGGGACCAAGGGAAAGCAAUAGAUGGAUGUUGUUUCUCAUAGCAAAAAUCUUAGCAAGGAGAACAAGGAACAGCUCUGUGACGUGAUGACGCUGAACGAGCAAAAGGGAGGUUUGAAAGCUUUGAGCAAAGAGGAGAGGGAAAAGCUGGAAGCCUAUCAGCAUCUUUUCUACUUGAGUGUUGAGGCGCUGUCUGUCUUUGUGGUGUUGGCUUUUGUGGACACGUGCUGUAUGGGAACUGCUGAGUCAUGGCCUGAACCUCUGAUUGAUCACCUGAGGCGAGCAGUGAGUCAGGCAGAGGAGCACAGGUGAAGGCAAUGCAGCUGUGCUGCUGGAAGGGGUGCAGCCAGGCUACAGCCCUCCUAGACCUGUUUAAGAGCUGGCUGCCAGUGGGGAAGGAUCUCGUCUGGAGAUCUGCUCUGCUGGAGUUUUGUAAGUGAGCCCAGGAUAGGGGUAAGCCUUCUAUUUAUUCUCCUUUUGUUAGCUUAGUCUGCUUUGUCAAACUCUCUUGUUUAUUUCAUAAUGACAACAUCUUAAUAGUCAUUGAUUAUACACGUGCACUAAGUACUUUUUCUUCUUGUUUUAGACUACUCCAACGUACUUGGCCAAGCUGCUUUUGCAGAUGCCUCAAAACAACCCCACAGAGUUCAUGGAUUCAGCCAUCUUCACGCUGCAUAACUACGCAUCCAGUCAGAGAGAGGAAUCUCUGCUGUUGCGGCUGUUGCAAACAGCAUUGCAGGAAGAGAUCAAAUGCGCUCUUUCAACCGUGGUGCCCGUGGUCAGAACGCACUGAGGCAGAUCUUGGCCCCAGUUGUGAAGGAAAUAAUUGAGGGCGAAUCGCUCAACGUCAGAACGGAUCCAGUGGAUAUUUACAAGUGCUGGGUGAACCAGAUGGGAUCUCAGAAUGGUGAGGCCGGCAAGUUGCCGUACGAUGUUACACCUGAACAAGCUCUUAAUCACGGUGAGGUGAGGACGCACCUGGAUGCCUCAAUCCGAGAUGUGAAGGCAGUGACAGACAAGUUCCUGUCUGCCAUCGUUGUUCAGCUGACCAAAUCCCUUACGGGAUGCGUUUCAUCGCCAAGGUACUGAAAGACUCCCGGCAUGACAAGUUUCCUGAUGCUGGCGAGGAUGAGCUUCUGAAGAUUGUUGGCAACUUACUCUAUCACCGCUACGUGAAUCCGGCCAUGGUGGCACCGGAUGCAUUUGACCUAAUGGAUCUUUCAGCUGGAGGGCAGCUGACUGCAGAUCAACGAAGAAACCUUGGUUUGUUGCAAAGAUGCUGCAGCAUGCUGCGUCCAGCAAGAUGCUCAUGGGAGACGGUGCACAUCUGAGCAUCGUGAAGGAAUACUUGUCACAGUCAUCCCAGAAAUUCAGGAAGAAAAGCUUGAUGUCUGUGCCAAGGGAGACGUACACCGCACUUGCGCUGCCUGGACGAUGUGGAAACUGGAAAUUGUGGGGUGUGCUGAAGCAUGCCCUCUCAGCUUUCGCUCGUGGAAGCACAGAGCAAAGUGACAAGAAACAGCUGCGAGUUCAAGGAAUUGUCUACCUUGUUCUGAUCUCCUGCCAG
Messenger RNA from Tympanuchus pallidicinctus (lesser prairie-chicken), 2839 nucleotides. RefSeq names its product ras GTPase-activating-like protein IQGAP1. NCBI's taxonomy places the organism in Eukaryota, Metazoa, Chordata, Aves, Galliformes, Phasianidae. Gene Ontology annotation, molecular function: actin filament binding; GTPase activator activity; calmodulin binding. Gene Ontology annotation, biological process: regulation of actin cytoskeleton organization. Gene Ontology annotation, cellular component: nucleus; cytoplasm. The transcript has 18 exons. The record is from RefSeq and is a predicted model, not a curated record.